Messenger RNA from Cyclocybe aegerita, 1917 nucleotides. NCBI's taxonomy places the organism in Eukaryota, Fungi, Basidiomycota, Agaricomycetes, Agaricales, Hemipholiotaceae. The record is from the annotation of a GenBank genome assembly.
AUGGAUGGUGCAGAGCGGCCUCUUUCCAAAUGGAAGCAACCCCUCCUCAAGCUUAGGGAUAGGCUGCGGCCGUCUGGAGACGUGAACUUGAAGCGGCUACAGAGAAAGAGAGCUUUGUUUGCUCUCUUGACGCGUCGCUUAUGGCUCAUAAAGUUCACCUUAUUCCUUGCUGGCUACCUAUGGAUGAUUUAUAUUCCGUCACCUCUUUGGGGGAGAGGGACAUACAUUGACGAGAAUGCACUCCAACCUGCUCAGGUGAAUACUAACUGGAACUGGGGAGAUGUCCACGCGGCUGAUAGGCAUCUGGAACAACUUGAAUGCAUACGUGAUGGAAACUGGACGAGUGAGCAACGGGCUCGUUGGCUAAAAGAGGAGUUUGGCAAGCACGGGGUUGUAUCGUCUACCCAACGUUAUUCCUUUUCAACGAGCCUGACGACUAUCCAUGGCACGAAUGCAUAUGCUGUCCUGGCAUCGCCUCGUCACUCCGGCACUGAAGCGAUGAUCAUCAGCGCAUCAUGGUUGAGUCGGAGUGGUGAAGGAGAUGGAACUAUAAAUAUCCGAGGUGUAUCCACAGUGCUCGCUUUGGCUGGUUUUCUAAAGCGCUACUCGUACUGGGCGAAGGAUAUUGUCUUCGUCGUCAGCGAUGGAUACUUGGAUGGCAUGCAGGCAUGGCUCGGGGCAUACCACGGGUCGUCACAGUCUGGGCUCUACGCUGAACCAUUGCAAUUCACGUCUGGGGUAAUCUGGACGGCUCUUAACAUUGACUAUCCUGGUCAUUCUUUCUCUCACCUUGGUGUCUUCUUCGAGGGAUUGAACGGACGUCUUCCUAACCAGGAUCUAAUCAACUCAUUUGAACGAAUCGCUCGAUACACAGCGGGAGUCUCAGUUACUGUGUACGACCAUUUGGAUCCCCGAGCGGAACCUUCAGCGAACAAGGCACCUUGGUUCCUACCUCAAUUUAUUUACAACAUCCCAGAAGUAAAGGGCUACCUUUAUCAAGCGAACAACAUUGUCCGGCAUGCCAAAUACCAGGCCAGCGGACGCGGCAGCGGCGUCCAUGGUCUCUUCCAUCAGUUCCGUAUAGAUGCUAUCACUCUGUUUGCUGUACCUGCAAUGGGUCCACACGGGUUCCAUGCUAUAGGACGGACAAUUGAAUCGACUCUCCGUACCAUGAACAAUCUUCUAGAACGCUUACAUGCCUCCUUUUUCUUUUACAUCUUACCAGGACCCCAGCGUUUCCUCAAGAUCGGCCUUUACCUGCCCAGCGUCAUCCUGAUUAGUGUCGCUAUGAUGUUCCAUGGCUUGAGCAUCUGGUCCAAUGCCGGCUGGGUUGAGGAAACCCUUCCAACCGAAAAAGAGAGCAAAGUGCAGUCUACCACUAAAUGGAGGCGAAGGCGAAGGCCUAUAAUCAGUGCAUUAUGCAUCAUGAUCGCAACUCACACCUUGGGCCUGAUUGUCUUCAAUAUUGUCACGACGCCUUGGUUUAUGAAAAAUCCUCAGGCUCUAUCGCCUUGCAUGCUUGUACUUGGCAUUGCGACGCCUUUGCUAUUCGUUCGAAGGGUCGGCACUGACGUCGGUUCUGCCCCAACGUUUAUGGUUCUUAAGGCUUUCAAUCUAUGCCUUUCCUCCACAGUCAUAUCUAUUAUUACUCUCCUCAAUUUCUCUCUUGCCGCGUCUUUGACCCUCUUCCUUACACCCGUCGUUGCAUUGUCAUCCCCAGCCCUCUCGGCUCAAGUACGAUUGAUAAAAUACUCUGCGUACGCGUCGAUAGCUUUCGCAUGGCUUCUCUUCCACCAGAGCCUGGUGGAUGUAGUCUGGAGUUGGCAGGUCCUCUCGGUCUGGCUUGCACCAUUCAUCUGCAUCGUAUAUACUCCCUUGGUGUUGCAGGCUGCCAUUGUAUGCUCACUACCAUGUUGA